AGGUUUUGAGAGUAUUUUAGAAGGGCUUUAUGGACCACGGCUACGAAGAGACCUCAGUUUAUUUGAAGGAUUGUAUACCAUCUCUUGAUUCUUCACAGUCAACACCAACAGAGGAGCUAUCAUCUCAGGGCCAGUCCAACACUGAUAAGAUUGAAUGCCAAGCAGAAAAUUACCUAAAUGCACUCUUUCGAAAGAAAGAUCUUCCUCAGAACUGUGAUCCUAACAUUCCCCUAGUUGCUCAGGAAUUAAUGAAAAAGAUGAUACGUCAAUUUGCGAUUGAGUACAUUUCAAAAAGUGGUAAAACUCAAGAGAAUAGAAAUGGUUCAAUUGGACCAAGUAUAGUAUGUAAAAGUAUCCAAAUGAAUCAAGCAGAAAACUCCCUUCAGGAAGAACAGGAAGGCCCCUUAGACCUCACUGUGAAUCGAAUGCAAGAACAAAAUACUCAGCAAGGGGAUGGAGUGUUAGAUCUCUCUACAAAGAAAACCAGCAUAAAAUCUGAAGAGUCAUCCAUAUGUGAUCCUUCUUCUGAAAAUUCAGUGGCUGGGAGACUACACAGAAACAGAGAGGACUAUGUGGAAAGAAGUGCUGAGUUUGCAGAUGGUUUGCUCUCAAAAGCUUUGAAAGACAUUCAGUCUGGAGCACUGGACAUAAAUAAAGCAGGCAUACUUUAUGGCAUACCUCAAAAAACUUUACUUCUUCACUUAGAAGCCUUACCAGCAGGGAAGCCUGCAUCUUUUAAAAACAAAACUCGAGAUUUCCAUGAUAGUUAUUCAUAUAAGGACAGUAAAGAAACUUGUGCAGUGCUGCAAAAAGUAGCCUUGUGGGCAAGAGCUCAAGCAGAGCGCACAGAAAAAAGUAAACUCAAUCUACUUGAAACCUCAGAAUUAAAAUUCCCAACAGCUUCCACUUACCUCCAUCAGCUAACUCUACAGAAAAUGGUCACUCAGUUUAAAGAAAAAAAUGAAAGCCUCCAAUAUGAAACUUCAAAUCCUACUGUACAGUUAAAAAUUCCUCAGCUACGAGUAAGUUCUGUCUCAAAAUCACAACCUGAUGGUUCUGGUCUGCUGGAUGUUAUGUAUCAAGUUUCCAAAACCUCUUCAGUCCUAGAAGGAUCAGCUCUCCAAAAACUGAAAAAUAUACUCCCUAAACAGAACAAAAUAGAAUGUUCUGGGCCUGUAACUCACUCAAGUGUUGACUCUUACUUUCUACAUGGGGACCUCUCUCCUUUGUGUCUUAAUUCUAAAAAUGGAACAGUUGAUGGAACCUCUGAAAAUACUGAAGAUGGAUUAGAUCGAAAAGACAGUAAGCAGCCCAGGAAAAAACGUGGCCGCUAUCGGCAAUAUGAUCAUGAAAUAAUGGAAGAAGCUAUUGCAAUGGUAAUGAGUGGAAAAAUGAGUGUUUCCAAAGCACAAGGAAUUUAUGGGGUACCUCACAGCACUUUAGAAUACAAGGUAAAAGAAAGAUCUGGAACACUGAAGACUCCUCCGAAGAAGAAACUACGAUUACCAGACACUGGGUUAUAUAAUAUGACAGAUUCAGGGACUGGCAGCUGCAAAAACAGCAGCAAGCCUGUGUAGAUUACUUGUUAGGAAAAUGUGUGUGUGUGUGUUUGCGUGUGUGUGUAUGUGCACAGGUGUGUAUUUGUGUGUCUAUAUACACACAUGUGGGAAUUACAAAUGCUCACUCUGACAGGAGACAUGAAAUUUUACAGUUCAAAAACCACUUACAUGCCUUUUGAAAAAAAGUUUUAUUCAGGGUUUUCACUGUGGACAGAAUUAUAUAGUUGCUUACUUAAUUCUGAUAGUUUGUAUUUAAUCCUUGUAUAAAUAGGUGAAAAAGAUUCAGGUUUUCUUUAGUAGUCAAUAGCAUAAAGCGUUGUGGGAAAACGAGUAAUUGUCAAGUGAAACAUUUUUAUUGGUGAAAGACCAUUCCAGCCAUUCAGUUGAACCAUCUUAUAAUGGAAAUAUGGUAUUAAUAGUUUAUGAACAUUCUAUACAACAUACUUAACAGUUGUUGUAUGUAUGUCAAACAACCAAUCAAAGUUUAAAUAGACAGCUAUCUCCAUACUAAGAAAAAUUAAUAUAUACAGUAUUAGUACACUACAGUGCAUUCUAUGAAAUACAAAAUGCACUCAAGUGCAUCCACCAGGAAUAGAAAAGAAAACCUUAAAGGAUAUGUAUAAUGAAAUUUAAUAUUUAUCAUUUAAUAGUUGAUUUAGCAAGAAGUUGGGGUUUAUAAGGUAUAUACUUAAAAAAAAAAAACUGACACAUAGUUAACCCCAGCAGCUAUAGAACCCUUUAAUAUAAGAUGGAGUACUAAGAACAAAAAAUAAUUUAAAUUUAAUUAUUAAAAUAAUUUAGUUUUGUUUUUCAUUUGAAAAAUAAGCUAAUGUGUAAGGUUAGAAAAGAAAGUUGGAAUGCAACUUAGAGCAUGUUUAUAAUGUGCACAGAAAAAGCUUGAGAAUGAUAAUUUUGGUUUAAAUGUGCUGGUUAGUUGAUGUUAUGACUACUUUAAAUUUUAAGGAUUGUGACACACUCCUACUAUUGAAAAACCUCAGUGUAACUUUAAUAUAUUUGCUGCUGUGACAUUUCAAGACAUUUUCAGUUUAUCAAAAUGAAUUGCAGAUUUCAUUUUGGUGGGCGAUACAUUAUCAUUUUGCUAAUAACCAAAUUUGCAGUUUGUUCAGGGUCUUGAAUAGAUUUACAAAUAUUUAACACUGAAGCUGUUUUGAACUUUCAGUAAUGUAAACUCUACUAAUUGGGUAGUUAGAAGCUGGGCAGUGCAUUUUAACUUUUACUAGACUCAUAAGAGAGACUGGUCAUUUUUACAUAGCAGUUUUAAAAUAUGGGUCAAAGUAUCCUUGUUGGAUUUAUGGAGUAUGCAACUGUAGUGGUAAAAUGUUAUAAAGCAUAUGCCUUCAUAUAAAGAAUAGGGAUUUGCUUUAUGUAUUCAAAAUUCUCUGAGUGCCCCCUUUCUCUGUUAAAAUUCAGGUUCUGAUCAUUUUUCUAAGCCAGUUUUCCUAAGUCCAAAAGGAAUACUUUUAGCUGAAUUUUAAAAAUAAGUGCACCUUGUCAAAUACUUGUGUUUUUACACUUGUGUUUGUGUGUAUUUAAUAAUCACAUAUACGUGUAAUACUAAAGAGAUUUUCAGCUAUUAAAUUUUAAAACUGCUUACAUGUUUAAAGAAACUGAAGAGUGAGAAACUACACAACCAAGCAGUUAUUUGGUCUCUGAGAUCUAUACUGAACCCUCUUCAGCUAUUAAUGUUACCUACACACUAGGGUAUGAAUCCUCUUUUUUUUUUCAACCCAAGAAAAUAUACAUCAUAGAUUACAGAACAGCAGAUGUCAGGGUCAUCUUUCUUUUUAAAGAAUUAAGCCAUAUUUUGUGAGGGCCAGAACUUGGAUUAUUUAGUAUAUUUCCCCCUUCCCCCAAUGAAAAACAAAGUUAAAGGUAAAGUACAUAUUUCAAAACAAUUUUAUUGACCUCUUUAUACAGAAUUUUACUUGGAAAACUUUGGGGGCUUUGAAUGCAUUACAUAAUAUUUAUAUUGUAUUGAGCUUUUUUAUUCCUCACACUAUAUUUACAUUAAUAAAUUGAUUAAGAAGUUUAUAGUAAAGGGAAACUUACAGAACACUUUUGUAUCAUUUAAAAGAUGACCUGACCAAAAACUUUACAGGAUUCAUAAAUCAGGGAUCAUUUUGCUAUUGACUUCACAGUAAUCAGUAGUUUUAUAGGUAAUAUUAUAGUUAAUUUGCAGCAUUUUAGUACUUGUAUUAUUUAUUUUUGGUCAGAAAUAGUAAAUUAAAAUAUUUUUUGAUAGUUUAUAGGUAAUAAUCAACCCAUAACUUUUAAAAGAAACAAAACAUUUCUAUUAUUGAGUUAACAUUUGAUUAUACAAACUAGGAAAGGCAGGGAAAUUCCCCUUCUCCCCAGUGGUUCUAUUAAGAUGACCUUUAUGUUAAACUUUCAAAGUACUUUAUGAAUUUAGUUACCAGUUACUAUUUAUUAAUUGACAAUUUUCUGAAAAAUCCCAUUUCAGCAGACUUAAUGAAGGUGAAAGCAAUCCUUAUGUGCUUUCUACUUAUUUGAAUGUUCCUCAAGUAUUUUAUAUUUAAAAAAAAAAAAAAGAAGGAAAAGAAAAAACAGUGCCUCUGUUUUUAGAAAACUACUGCUCAGUAAAGUUGUUUAAACCAUUUCUGGUAGCUAAUGACAAUUUUAUAUUAAAUUGUAUACUAACUUUAGUGAGACUGAUUUUUUUAGUUGUUUACAGUACAAAUACUUGUAUUUGUUUUUUAAUUGCAGUAUUUCCAUUGUCGCAGUAAUUUAGUAAAACUCUGUGGCUGCCUUGAUUUUGACAGAUUUUGUUAAUAUAAACUGAUUGUUAGGCAAUUAGUUAUAUUUAUGCAUAAAUCAAUUGCACUAUAAUUCAUGAAUUAUUUAUUACAAUAUUUUCUAAUGAAUUCAUGUAUCUGUCUUGUGUUGUAAAUGUACUGUAAUUCUGUUCCUACUUUGUGUUGUUAUAUAUCUAAAUCUGAUUGUAUGAAUUUUAAUUGUUCAGUUAACGUGUUUCUAGGUUGUAAUUUGUAGUAAAGCACUUCAAUGCUUUUGCACUUAAAUUUACAACACUGUUGGUGUGUGAUUGAUUUACUUAUUCAGUAAAAGAAAAAAAGAAAAGAAAAGAAAAAACUGACUACACUGACUUCUUUGAUUUACUUUAGGAGGCAGUUUUAUUAAAUAUAGUAUUCUAAUUUACUUUUUCUGAAGAAAUAUUCCAACAUGUUUCUAAUGGGCAAAAUGGAUAGUCACUUACUAAAAAUAGGCAGGAUGUUUGGUUUAUAAAUCAAACAGGAAAAGAUUAGAAAACUUUAAAAGCAAAGGAUCUAC
This is a messenger RNA of Mandrillus leucophaeus (drill), 4886 nucleotides long. RefSeq names its product ligand dependent nuclear receptor corepressor-like (gene LCORL). Gene Ontology annotation, biological process: regulation of transcription by RNA polymerase II. Bases 30 to 1577 code for a protein of 515 amino acids. Gene Ontology annotation, cellular component: nucleus. Lineage: Eukaryota; Metazoa; Chordata; Mammalia; Primates; Cercopithecidae. The transcript is spliced from 5 exons. Gene Ontology annotation, molecular function: DNA binding. The record is from RefSeq and is a predicted model, not a curated record.